CACACACAUGUAAAAUAGCUAGACUGACAGAUGGCCUCUGUCCUGAUAUAUUGUUUUUGCAUACACACACACGCAAACACAAACGAAUCAAAAGAGAAAGUAUCAUUGGGUUUAACUCUCGGCCAUUUCAAAAACUCGUUACAAACCCUGAAAGAGAAUCAUUAAUCUGCUCUCUGGUAGAAAUGAAGAUGUUUCUUCAGGUUUUGUUGGUUUUCUUGAUCAGUCAGAUAUCUGGGACGAAUCAAGAUGAAGUGAAGGUUGUUGGUCAUGAUCCGAUACAUGCAAAGGUUGGAGACGACGUUAUUCUGCCAUGUCAUCUGGAGCCUCCAUUUGAUGUGAACAAACUUACGAUUGAAUGGAAAUUAAAGGGUCAAAAAAUACAUGUGCAUCACAGUCGAGCUAAAGAUAAUGAAAUUUCAGACCCAGAGUACCAUGACCGAACCUUCAUGUUCCCUGAUGAGUUUGAAAAAGGCAACAUUUCCCUCAAAUUGACCAAAGUAACCGAGGAGGAUGAAGGGAAUUAUAUUUGCUUUGUUCCCAGUCUGGAAAGACAAGUCAGGAAGGGAAACGUUACUCUAAUACUUGAUAAAAAUGGAUCCCAAAGCAACUUGACUGAUACUAGAGGAACUGAUCCUGGAGUUAUUGUUGGAAUUAUUGGUGCUCUUGUUGGUGUUGUUGGUCUAGCAGCACUCAUCUUCAUCACAUACUGUGUUCUACGUUGCCGGAGACGUGAACAAAUCGCAGAGAAAAUGUCGACUCAGGAAAUGAAGCUGAAGUAG
Poeciliopsis prolifica (blackstripe livebearer) is the source of this 779-nucleotide messenger RNA. RefSeq names its product CD276 antigen-like. The record is from RefSeq and is a predicted model, not a curated record. NCBI's taxonomy places the organism in Eukaryota, Metazoa, Chordata, Actinopteri, Cyprinodontiformes, Poeciliidae. The transcript is spliced from 5 exons. The coding region runs from base 183 to 779 and encodes 198 amino acids.